Molecule: messenger RNA, 1578 nt
Organism: Cladocopium goreaui
Lineage: Eukaryota; Dinophyceae; Suessiales; Symbiodiniaceae
Source: the annotation of a GenBank genome assembly
AUGGCAGUGCAGUUCUGGCACGUUCUGCUCCGGAAAGUCAAGAGGUUCUGGAUCAGCUGGAAACUUUCUUGCAAGACGAGGCUUUGCUUCAGAAGGUUCAAAAGCUCCGAGAGACUGGCAAUGAGCAUGUGCGACAAGGGCAGUACGAAGCUGCAGCUUGGUGUUACGAGGAUUGCCUGCAGGCUGGGCAAGGACUUGAUCUUCCCAUCAGAGGUGGCGGAACGAGCCAAACGUCCAUGCACAGGCCUGUGGCGACAAAUUCGCUCGGCGGAGACUGCAGUGGUCACCAACCUGUCACUUUGCUGCCUGCAGGGGCAAAAGGACUGGGCGCCUAGCCCUGAGCGUGCGAUACAGCUUUGCACAAUUGCCCUGACCUACGAUCCAGAGCACGUGAAGGCCAUGCGUCGCAUGGGCCAUGCCUAUUGUGCACUGCAUCAUUAUGAGGAUGCGGAGGCAAUACUCACAUCAGCGGUGCGGCAGCGGCCAAAGGAUGCCGCUCUCCGCCAGGACCUGGAGCGUGCACGGAGUCAAGCCGACGAUGUGCGACGCCGGGCCAAGGAUUGGGAGCGUGAGGCCUUCCGUGACAUGUUUGAGCGACUGCCGGGAGGUUUCGCCACUCCAGAGGUCCGAGGCACAACUGCUUGGCCUGAGUCGCAGUUCCCAACACCGCAGAGGUGCCUCGGAGCUGACGAGGUGGAUGACUAUGUCGCACAUCUUUCAGAGAGCCUCCAGCAGGAGGGUGAAGCAGCUUACAUCAUGGAAUUGCUGUACACGAUAAGACAUGCUGUCGAGAUGCAGUUUGGUGAAGGUUCUGGAAAGCAGCUGGCCAGGAUUGUGCCACUGGUGCAGGCACUCACUCGCAGCCCGGGAUUGGUAAAGAGCCAUGAGCCGGGCAAGGGGCAAAGGUGCUUAGCGUCUCGCUUGACUGGCUUGACACCGGAGCAGCCUCUGCAUGACCGCGAUGAAUCGGUGGCUUUUUGCCACCAGCUACGGGCACAGAAGAAGAUCUUUUUGGACGAGCUCCAGUCCCAAAAGAUGCAGAAGGAGAUCCUUUGGGAGGCACCGUGGUCCUGCCAGACAGAGCAUUCCUGGCAAUGUGUGCCUUUAGUUCGACAAGGAGCAUGGGUAGCAGGCGGUUUCUUUGGGGCAACCAGCGAAGUUCUGUCCGGCAAUUCUGCAAUCAGACCUUUCGAGGCCGGCUUUGCGAAGGUGAUGCCCAAGGGCGUCUUGCGACACGAGGCCAACACCAACUACGUGCUGACUCUUCACCUGAUUUUGGAGCUGAGAACUCCUGGCGGCCAGUAUGUCGCCCACAUUGGGGAGCAAAGCCGUAGCUUGGAAGAAGGCGUGUUCGUUUUCGACCCGAGCUAUGCCCAUUGGAUUGAGAACACUUCAGAGGCUGAGAUGCUGAUCUUUUAUUGCCACUUCUACCAUCCAGAGAUUUCAGAGGUGGAACGCUAUGCGCUGUUGCUGUUGGCGCAAUUGAUGGAGAUGCUUCAGAGCAGCGGUGUGGUCAGAAGCGCUACACUGGCGCCGGCUGCAGAGAACGUCGCAAGACCUGUGAGCACUGUCGCGUAA